This is a messenger RNA of Puma concolor (puma), 339 nucleotides long. The record is from RefSeq and is a predicted model, not a curated record. NCBI's taxonomy places the organism in Eukaryota, Metazoa, Chordata, Mammalia, Carnivora, Felidae.
UUCCUUCCAAUGAUGUCACAGCUCAACUGCAUUUGGUGCCCUCUCAAAGGACAAAAGCAGACAGGGACGCCUUGCGGGCCCUUCCCCUGGCCCGCCCCGGCCUGCCCGCAGGACGUAUGGCUCCCGUCACCGUCUGGACCACAGCUGCUAGGGACAGUCAAAGCAUGAGAAUCAAAGUGGAGCAUAUGUCAUCGCCUUCACCAGCCUGUCUCCAGAAGCACAACCAGUCCUCGCAGCUGGUCCUCUGGGGACCAGCUGUCACGGCGAUGUGGUGGCGCUGUCCCCAGGCGGCCGAGCAUCCCGGGCUUCUCUUUGGGCAGGCCUGGACCAGGGCCUUAG